GGGUCUGUGUCUCGGUGGUUAUAAAGUUGGGGGUGGAGAAGCCGAGAGUACCUGGGAAAUGAUGGCUGAUGAAGAGGAGGAAGUCAAGCAAAUCUUGCAGAAAUUGCAGGAACUGGUGGACCAGCUCUAUUCAUUUCGAGACUGCUAUUUUGAGACACAUAGUAUUGAGGAUGCUGGGAGGAAGCAACAGGAUGUUCAGGAGAAGAUGGAGAACACACUGAAGCAGAUGGAGGAAGUAGUGGGUUCUGUCCAGGGCAAUGCUCAGGUUCUGAUGCUAACAGGGAAGGCAUUGAAUGUGACUUGUGACUAUAGCCUUAGGGCUGAGGAGCUUCUCUCAAAGGCUGUGAAGCUGGAGCCUGAGCUGGUAGAAGCCUGGAACCAGCUGGGUGAAGUGUACUGGAAGAAAGGGGAUGUUGCAGCGGCCCACACCUGCUUCUCAGGAGCUCUUACCCAUUGCAUGAAUAAAGUCUCCCUGCAAAACCUGUCAAUGGUGCUUCGCCAGUUGAGGACCGACAGUGAAGACGACCAUUCUCGCCAUGUCAUGGACAGUGUCCGGCAGGCCAAGUUGGCUGUGCAGAUGGAUGUCCAUGAUGGUCGCUCCUGGUAUAUCCUGGGGAAUGCAUACCUUUCUCUUUACUUCAAUACUGGCCAGUGCCCUAAGAUCUCCCAGCAAGCCCUCAGUGCCUAUGCCCAGGCUGAGAAGGUCGACAGGACAGCUUCCAGCAACCCUGAUCUUCAUCUCAACAGGGCUACGUUGCAUAAAUAUGAAGAGAAUUACCAGGAGGCACUGGAGGGCUUCUCACGCGCAGCAGCACUGGACCCUGCCUGGCCAGAGCCCCAGCAGCGAGAGCAACAGCUUCUGGAAUUCCUGGAUAGAUUAACCAGCCUCCUUGAGACCAAGGGAAAAGUAAAGGCCAAAAAGUUGAAGAGCAUGCUAGGAAACUUGCGUCCAGCCCACCUUGGUCCUUGUGGUGAUGGACAUUAUCAGUCAGCCUCUGGGCAGAAGGUGACACUGGAGCUGAAGCCAUUGAGUUUGCUGCAGCCUGGUGUGAACAGUGGUUCUGUGGUCCUGGGAAAGGUGGUCUUUAGCCUUACCACGGAGGAGAAAGUCCCCUUUACAUUUGGCCUGGUAGAUUCAGAUGGACCUUGCUAUGCAGUAAUGGUAUAUAACAUGGUACAGAGCUGGGGAGUGCUCAUUGGGGACUCCGUGGCCAUCCCUGAGCCCAACCUUCGACCUCACCGAAUUCAGCACAGGGGAAAGGAGUAUUCCUUCCCGAGUGUUCGGGUUGAGACACCUCUCCUGCUAGUGGUGAAUGGAAAGCCUCAGUGCUCCAGCAGUCAGGCUGCUGCCACAGUAGCAUCUCGGCCUCAGUGUGAAUGA
This is a messenger RNA of Elephantulus edwardii (Cape elephant shrew), 1381 nucleotides long. It is a transcript of the gene TTC5, whose product is annotated as tetratricopeptide repeat domain 5. The record is from RefSeq and is a predicted model, not a curated record. The coding region runs from base 59 to 1381 and encodes 440 amino acids. Gene Ontology annotation, molecular function: protein binding. The transcript is spliced from 10 exons. Lineage: Eukaryota; Metazoa; Chordata; Mammalia; Macroscelidea; Macroscelididae.